Sabethes cyaneus is the source of this 1101-nucleotide messenger RNA. Its product is annotated as EGFR adapter protein-like. Lineage: Eukaryota; Metazoa; Arthropoda; Insecta; Diptera; Culicidae. The record is from RefSeq and is a predicted model, not a curated record. The transcript is spliced from 3 exons. Bases 1 to 1101 code for a protein of 366 amino acids.
AUGCAGGAAGUCGAUUAUUUUAACGAUACAUUGAGCGAACCCGGCGGCGGCGGCGGUGGCGGUGGUAUCGGCACGGCCGGUGACCACGGGCGAGGAGAAAUUGAAGUAAAACCGACCAACCGGAAUCAUUCGAGAAAAUGCAGCUACGAUUUGCUGGACCACCGCAGGUUUAACAAAUGCGAUGAAAAUGUAAAUUACACCGCAGACCCGCUGCUGGCGCUCAGCUCGCCGUCGUCUUCCGACGAGGAUAACUCUCCUACCGAAUUGAACAAUUGUAUUAAGUUUGUGGAGAAACCGACCUUGAUCAAGCGGUUCGCCAUGGGCUUCCUGCGCUCGAACGAGGAAAGUUUGCCGCUGAUGUACCAUAAAUCAUCGCCCACGUCACCGCAGAAGCAGCUGAACGCCAUCCUGACGGAGGAUAUUUACAGUCUGGAUCAAAUCGUAUCGAGUAAAUUUGGUGACUCGUGCAAACAGUCCUUCACCACGGAUGCGAGUCACCAUCAGCAGCAGCAACAGCAUCAGCGGUACCAGUCUAACCUUGCACCUUCUUCACCUCUUAUGCCCCGGCAUGGACCCGACGUCGAGUAUGAGUUCCGCCGUAAACUGCUGAUCCGAAAGACCAACAGUGCCAAUUCCAGCCCGAAGCGAAUGUUCGUACCGAACAUUAAGCGGACGGAUAGUUUGAACAGCAUCGAGGAUAAUGAUCUGGACAGUGCAUCCUGGUUUCAAGCGGGACUACCGCGAGAGAUUUCCCUGGAGGUGCUAACGCAGCGAGCUCCCGGUGCUUUUCUAGUUCGCCGUAGCACUACGAAGCAGGGCUGCUUUGCACUAUCGCUGCGCGUUCCACCGCCGGGUCCGAAAGUGGUUCACUAUUUGAUACUGAAAACCGAACGAGGAUAUAAAAUUAAGGGUUUCACGAAGGAGUUCUCCUCGUUACGAGCGCUGAUAACGCACCAUUCCGUAAUGCCGGAAAUGCUUCCGGUUCCGCUGUCACUGCCCCGGCCCCAGAAUAUUCCCAUCAAGUGCAAACGCGUCGACGACUACGACAGCUACAGUCAGCUGCACGAAUUUUCCAAACUGUUUUCUGAUUUGGAUCUAUGA